UGGCCGACGAUGUCGUCUGCUAAAUAUACGAAGACCGUCCACGUUGCUAAGGAAUUUUGGUAAGUUCAUUUGAUUAAUUAAAGUAGGCCUACUGAGUGAUAUUUACAGCGAUAAACUUUGUUGUCCUAGUCAAAGAGUAUCCAGUGUAAAGACUGCACUGCAUCCAUCCAAACUUCUGUCAGUCGGUUGUCUGCACGCUUUCGGCUUAAAUUCACAUUCAGUACGUAUUCUGGUUGGGGUUAAAUUUGAAGUUAAAUGAGAAGAUUUUAACUUAUUUUAUUAUUAGCGAUAGUUAAAGCGAUUUAGGCUAAAGCCCCAGUUCUUUUCACCAAAAUCAAAACGAACUUACGAAGGGACAUACUUCACAGAACCACCACUUUUCUCUUACUAGUACUACAUGUAUAUAAAGUAGUCACAGCACAGGCAGAAUUUCGACCAUAUUAUUAUUAAUUAUUGAGUCAAGACUCAAAGUCAAACUUAGUUUGACUGAGUGAUAAAAAACCUGAUAUUUUCCCAGGUUACAUUAGGCUUCAGCCCUAUGCUGGCUAAUGUAAAAUAGGCCUCUAACUACUCCCAGCCAUCGUCACCAGGGCUUCAUUCUGAAAACAAGAAACUUGUAUUAAAUUUAAAAAAAAACAUGUCCAUAAAAUUGGGAGGGGGGGGGGGUUUACAAUAUUCACCUCAGAAUUAUGAUUAAAAUAUUUAAAAAUAAAUAGAGUCCACAAACACAAGGGCCAAGUAGUUUUACAUAAAAAUUGAAAUGUAAAACAAAACAAAAAUUCAAAACAUGAAAAAUGGAAUAAUAUAAAUCUGUUAAUGUUUAAACAAAAUUGUGUUUGCAGUGGUUGGGGCGUGUGCAACCGUCUGUCAGCAUUUGGAUUGUUGUCAUUCACAAACUUACAUUAAAUAGGCCUAGUCAUGUCCAAGACUAAAGUUCCUCCUGAGCGAGCCGCGAACUGGUCUCAUGAGGAGGUCAAAAUUCUGGCCGAGUUCAUUAAGAGCCAUACAGCCAAAUUGUUUGGCACACGCUGCAAGGCUACAGCUGAGGUAGAUAAAGUGAAGAAAGAUCAUUGGAAGAUGGGGGCAGAUGAGCUGAAUGAGUGUGGGGGCCAACUAAGGGACUGGACCAAAGUACGUAAAAAAUGGCAAGAUAUCUCAAGCCAGGCGAGGAGCUACCAUCGGGAGAUCAACAAAACAGGUAAUGAAAUUCAUUCAACUAACUUUUUGAUUCAAUAUUAGGUUUUGCCCUUCACUCUGAUGCUAACAAACAUUUUCAACAUUUUCAACAAUAACAAAACUCGAGUUUUUUCAACUCUGUUCAAGUAUAUUGCAUGAAUGCAUUUAACAAGAUUACAAGAUUAUUGGAAGUCUUCAAUUCGAAUAACAAUAACAAUGCUGUCUCGCUUAUUUUCAGGAGGGGGUCCUAAACCACCAGUAAACUCGACAUACGAGCUUGUCCUCGAUGCCCUGCUACCGAUGGCAUCGUGGAAAAAUACGAAGGCGAAACAAUGCCAGACUUGGAAUUUCUGCUAGGCAGUGUUGAAAAAGCUAUCACAUGCAGUGACACCAUCGACACUGAUGUAGAUAUGGAGGAGGUGGAGCCCGUACAGGUAGAGCCAGAGGAGGUUGAGAAGGAAAUAGAGAGAGAAAAGGGCGAGUGCAGCACUGCAAGUUCAAGACCACCAGUACAAAGGAAGAAGAUAGCAAGAGAUCAGAGCAUACUCCAAAUCGAGAGGGAAAGGUUGCAGAUCGACAAAGAAAAAUUGAAAAUAGCUCGGCAACAACUGGAAGCUUCACAAGCCAUGACGGAAGCCUUGAAGGAAAUUAGCCAUUCCUUUCAAAUACUAGUGGCAUUUACACUGGAGAAGCACGGUGCAGUAAUCGUAUCUGAGUCCUAAAAUUGUUGGUUUUUUUUCCAUCUAAUAAGGAUAAACUUGAGGUAACAACAUUCGGCAAAAUAUAUGUAAUUAGUGAUGGCUCUGAGAAGAGCAUGUUUGUACUCGAUGUAUAGUCAUGUAUAGUCUGGUUGCAAUAUCGGGUACAAAUGGGCUCAUGUCAGAGCUCCACUACUCCUACAAAUUUAUGCCGAAUGGUUCUACAAAAAAGUUUGUUCUCAUUAGCUAUUUCCACUGUGCCUAAUUUUAAGUUCAACAUUUUACUUAUUUGCAAGUUGUUUAAAAGUAUUAAAUCAUUAUGAAUUUCUCUUUGUUUCUUUCUUUAAACCUUUAAACAGACAUGUAAAUACAAUGUAGAACUAUUUUAAAGCAUAUCUUUUAAAGCAUUCCUGAAGAAAAUAUCACAUCGAUUGGCAUAGAGGAAAGUUCAUAAUUGUAUUUUGUUUAAAAAAAAUCAAGAUACAACACAACUGAUAAUUUUAUGUGUCGAAAAAAAAGUGAAAGUUUGCAUAUUUUUUAAAUUCCUCAAAUGACCUCUAGAUCACUUAUGACCUCCAUUUUCUAAAGAGGUGUCAUACACCCCUACCCAAGGAUCACUCCAUCCAAGUAACAUUAAAAUAUAUCAUAUUAUGUAGACAAAGAAACAGUAGGGUAUUUAAACAAUUACCUCUGAUGAUCCCUACAUGACCUUUGACCUCAACAAUCCAAAGAAUUGUGUCUUUCUACCCAACUUGGGUCACUGCAUCUAAGUUUCACCAAAAUCCACGAAAGCAUGUAAAGGUUAUCUACAGUCAAAUCUCGUUAGUACAAACUCUGUUAAUACAAAAUUCUGGUUAUAACAAACAUAAAGCCUUAGUCCCGACUGUACA
Molecule: messenger RNA, 2764 nt
Organism: Patiria miniata (bat star)
Lineage: Eukaryota; Metazoa; Echinodermata; Asteroidea; Valvatida; Asterinidae
Exons: 2
Coding region: 1509-1898 (129 amino acids)
Source: RefSeq, a predicted model, not a curated record